This is a messenger RNA of Biomphalaria glabrata, 3367 nucleotides long. Its product is annotated as E3 ubiquitin-protein ligase XIAP-like. The coding region runs from base 295 to 1605 and encodes 436 amino acids. The record is from RefSeq and is a predicted model, not a curated record. The transcript is spliced from 7 exons. NCBI's taxonomy places the organism in Eukaryota, Metazoa, Mollusca, Gastropoda, Planorbidae. Gene Ontology annotation, cellular component: nucleus; spindle microtubule; cytoplasm. Gene Ontology annotation, biological process: regulation of cell cycle.
GGGGCGGCGGGAUUAUUACGUCGCUCUUCAUGCGUGCUACACACUCUGACCCAAUUUACUAGACUGACAGCUUUCAAAUUCACGACAUGUCAGAAGAAAGAAGACUCUAAAAAUGCAAGAAGCAAACAAAAGUUAUAUCCUUCAUUAAGCUAUAACGAAAAUCACAUCCAAACUUUAGCUGAGAAUAAGCGGAACAUCAAAGCCACACAAGUAUCUAAAGUUAGAGACACACCAGAAACUAUCUUCAGGAAGACGCCAGAAAUUGUCUUUAGAGGAACACCAGCAUUCUCUGCCAUGGGCACACCAGAUUAUUCAAAUGCCAUUAGUGGCACACCAAUAAUUGCUAAUUUAGUCAUCGGCACACCGGUAGACGCAAGCGCCACCUGCGAAACGUUAGUUGCUGCUACACUUGUCAGCGAAACGACAGAUGCUGCUACACAUGUCAGCGAAACGACAUAUGCUGCUACACUUGUCAGCGAAACGACAGAUGCUGCUACAUACGAACAUGACGCUGAAAAAGCUCCUAGCGUCUUCAAUGCAACUAUAAAUACUGCAAGAACAGUCCAAUAUUUUGUCAGUGUUCCUAAAGGUAGUAGCAGCCAAAACGUUUUGCCUGUUGAAGACACACUGACUGCAAUAAACGUCUUGAUUACUGUCAUCUCUACACCCAAUCCUGAAGACCUUGAUAACAAACCAACAAGGUUUUACAGUAACACGGAAACAGUAUUUGCUCAAAAUGGUAUCAUAGCCGAUAACAAUAUCUAUGGCAUAAACGUAAAGAAAGAGAAAGAACUUGACCAUCGGGACCCUACUUUGGCUGAUUUAAAUAUCAUUGCAACGUCACCGAAGUAUCAACAAUUUGUGAUUUUUUCUGAACGAAAGAAAUCUUUUCAAAACUCCCCACAGAUUUUCUAUAAAAAUCGCAAAGUAUUUUCCAAAGCUGGCUUCUUUUAUAAUGGCUCAAUAUUAUCGGAACCUGGAGUAAAUGUAUCAGAUAAACUCCCUGGAGUUGUUUGCUUCUGUUGUGGAUUAAUGCUCUAUGAACCAAGCCCCGACAUUUGGUCUCUGCAUGCUGCACUAGCUACCAAUUGUCCAUACGUGCUUUUACAAAAGGGGAGGGCAGAUGUGGAGGACACCUCAUGUCACGGCUCUAAAGAGGAGAAACAGAAUACCAAGACAGGAACAUCAAGUUACAACAAAGGUUUGGAGGAGGAUGUUGCUGUGAAGUUACUAGUUCAAGAAGGUUAUGAUCUCCAAAAAGUUAUAGAAGCAGCAGACCAACUGAAACAAGAAGGAAAAACGUUUUCCUCUGACGAUCUUCUGCUGAGACUAGACCCAGAAAAAGCAAGAUGUCAGUUAUCAGACAAAUGUAGAAAACUUAAAGAAGAGAUUGUUCUCAUGAGGAAAAUCCAAAUUUGCCAGACUUGUCAAGAAAAUCCAGUACAAGUGGUCUAUCUUCCUUGUGGUCAUUUCUUAUCCUGUGCGGACUGUGCAAUGAUCGAGGGGCUUAUCAAGAAUGCCUGUAAGGCCUGCCAAAAACCAGUCAUAGGUUUGGUUAGAGCGACACUUACAAAAAUACCCAAUAACAAUGAAUGUUGUAUUUGAAGAAAAAAUUGAACCUUCGUUUUAAAAUUCUAGUGACUUUUAGAAUUUUAGGUAUUUCAAGAUUUAACACAUAUUUAAGUAAUUUUUUUGUAUCCCUUUUUAAAAAUAAUUAAAUUUCAAAAAAAAAAUUUUUAUCAGGUUUUCUUUUUUAAAAUUAUAUUCAUUUCAUUGCCUAUGAGUAAUUUUUAGUUAUGAUUCACCUUAUACAAUGUAUAUUUUUAUAAUGUAGAAAUAUAUACAUAAAUAAUAUGCAAUUCAAAUAAAAAAGUCUUUUCUUGGCUUAAAAGUGCACCAGCAAUAAAUAAUAAUAAGAAAAAUAAUAAUAAUAGCAAUAAUAAUCUUUAUUAUCCUUAGAAAAAUGUGUCUUACAAUUUGUGCAUUACACCAAACAAAACAUUAAUAACUAUAUAUAGAAAACCAUAUUGUGUUUUUCAAACUUUAUUUAAAAGUUCAAAUUGCAAAAACCCAUUAAGCUGUGUUCAGAUUAAUUUUAAUAUUUUAUUUUUUUUAAUGAAUUUUUGGAUUAUCCAGCCCAGGUCCUCACUUUUCUUGUUAAAGCACAAAAACAAUUAGUUCAUAUUAACAUGAAUAAUGAUAUUCCCACACAUUGUCACAUAUAAAGAAAUUAAAUUAAAUUAUUUUAAAUGAUCUAAGAUGUGAUAUUUUUUCUAAGGCUAAAAUUUCAAAACUUGUUUGUCUUCUAGACCCCUUAUUUUAUGGUAUUAGGAAGACCCUCUGCUCAUCUAAUUUUUGCAUUUUUGAAAAUUCAUCCAAUUCAGACAUGUUUUUUUUUAUUGAUAUCUAACUGUAGUAAUUUUGAGAGGGAACAAGUAAUUAAGAUAAAAUUCAAAUUAAAGCAAAGAAAAAUAGCUUUUAAUGUGUAUUACAUGUAUUUUGUGAAAAAAAAACUUUUAAAAACUUGUUCAAUAGCUGAUAAAAUACAAUUUUCGAACGUUUGAAUGUAUUUCAAAUCUUUAUUGGAAUCAACUCAAAUAAUGGUUUCAUAAUGUCAUUUCUUUUAGCUUUUAAAAUUGGUCAUUUAAAUAUUAGUUACAUCUAUAUAUUAUUAAGUCAAUAAAAUAAAAAUUUAAAAUUUUUCAUUGGUACAGCAGGAUUAAAAUUUAAAGAAUUGCUUAAGGUCAUUCCAUUAAUAGGAAAUUAUUAUUGUUAAUAUAUAUUAUAUAAUAUAUAUAUAUAUAAUAUUAACCAUUAACCACUCGUUAAUUGAUUAAAUGAGAACCUCUAUCAUAGGCCCCCUGUUUACAUCUCAUAGACACCUAAUUUAUUGUUUCUCUUAAAGAGACCAAUUAAAAGUUGUCCUAGACCCCUAGGGGCCAAUAUUGACCACUUUGGGAAAUGCUGUUCUAAAGGAAUCCUAAAUCCUAAAUAACCUUAGAUCUUGUUAUUUCUGUCAUCACUUAUGUACUUUGUCAAUAAAUGGACAUCUGUAUUUGUAUCCACUGAGUGCCAUUUUGUUAUUUUGUAUAUAUAUAUACUAUGUUGCAAUAUAAUAUAAUAUAUAAGGUAAACCAGUGACUUGGCAGAAUUUAAGUCAUUGGUUAAUAUGCUUGACUAAAUGCAUAACGCGUAGGACGUAAUCAUCUUCUAUUUUGAAGUAACGUCUAUAUUAUAUAAGAUAAGAUAACAUAUAAUAUAUUGCAAUUCUAAUUAUUGUUAUGAAUGAAAACAUUUGCAAAGAUUAUAAUACUUAUAUAUAAAAUAUAUAUAUAUUUAUUUAUUUAUGAUAUAUAAAUUAUUGUAA